GUGGCUGCCGAGGUGGGCGGGGAGGUCAGGUGACCCGGCCGGCGUCGCAAGAUGGCGGCGGCGGCGGCGCCCUGGAGUCCGUGGUACUGUCCCGGCUGCUGAGGUGGGCCCCACACAGCUGGCGGCGGACGGGCCGUGACAAGGGCCGACAAACAGGAGACCGCCGCCUCUGCGCGCCCCGCGGCCGGAGCUGGGCCGUGCGGCGUUGGCGCCGGGGAAUGCUCGUGCUGGGCCUGGCCUCUCCCUCCUCAACUUAGGGCGGCGGCGGGCCCGCGCCCAGGCUGCCGGGCCAUGGCGCUGAGGGAGCUCAAAGUGUGUCUGCUGGGGGAUACAGGCGUCGGUAAAUCGAGUAUCGUAUGGCGGUUCGUGGAAGACAGUUUUGAUCCGAACAUCAACCCAACUAUAGGGGCAUCUUUUAUGACCAAGACUGUCCAAUAUCAAAAUGAGCUACAUAAAUUCCUAAUCUGGGAUACAGCUGGACAAGAACGAUUCCGUGCCUUAGCACCAAUGUACUAUCGAGGGUCGGCUGCAGCCAUAAUUGUUUAUGAUAUCACAAAAGAAGAGACAUUUUCAACAUUAAAGAACUGGGUAAAAGAGCUUCGACAGCACGGCCCUCCUAAUAUUGUAGUUGCCAUUGCAGGAAAUAAGUGUGAUCUUAUCGAUGUAAGAGAAGUCAUGGAGAGAGAUGCUAAGGACUACGCCGACUCCAUCCAUGCAAUUUUUGUAGAGACCAGCGCAAAAAAUGCGAUAAACAUAAAUGAACUCUUUAUAGAAAUUAGUCGAAGAAUUCCAUCCACGGACACCAACCCGCCGUGUGGCGGGAAGGGCUUCAAACUCCGAAGACAGCCUUCAGAGCCAAAGCGAAGCUGCUGCUGACUGGACCUCCGCCUCAGGCUCCACGCUGAAGUAGGUGGUCCUGCACGCUAACAGGAGGGCUGGGGGCCCCGCACCAGGCUUCACGUAGCCGGCCUGGGGUCUCCUGCGUGCAAAAAAGAGUCAGAACUGGACCAGUUCAGUUUCCUCUCUGAAGACUGCAGCAAUAUUUGUCUGUGGACUUCUGUUAUGUAAAGACUCUCUGGUGUACAAAGGGACUACACGGUUGGCUUUUGACCUCGCUGAAAAGGAACAUGUAAUUGUAUGGAUGGUAGGAUUAAAUUGUUGAGUAGUUUUGUAAUCAAGAUUUUAUGUAACAUUUGUAAAGGGAAAAUUAGCACUUUCAUGGUUCUUGAGGGGAAAAAAGACCUUGUGGAGAUUAUAAUUUCUUUGGUUUCCCGUUACCACUGUUAUAGGGAGUUAUGUCAUUUAAAAUGUGGUAGGAUAUCGUUAAGUGAAGGGAUGGCAAUUAUUAUUUGAAGCUAAAAUGGGUUAUUUAUAGGACUGAUGGAAAUGAUUUCAUCUCCUCCAUCUCCAAAGCACUUUUCGUUGAAUACAUUAGCCCAGGAUACACACAGUAAAUUAACAGUAACAACAGAUCAUGGCUAACCCUAGGUUUGCAUUCUGACCCUGUCAUGUACAUGUCACCAAACUCAUUAUUGGCACCUUUUUUAAUAAACUCUCAUGAUCAGGAUGGUGGCGGUAGAGAAGCUGCCUGGAAUAAAUUGAAUUGCAUAUGUUUAAAAUGACUAACAAUGGUUUAAAAAGGAGGAAAAAGAAAGUGAAGAAAGUGGUGUAAAUGCUGUCAAUUUUUUAUUUAACCCAAAUAUUUUGGUCAGGAACACAGUUAUCUGUUGCUUAGCAUAUGUAAAGUCGUAGUCUAUAUUUAUGAGAGCCUUGCUUAAAAAUUAUAAAUUAUGUAAAUACAUGAAUAAAUUCUAUGUUUCACCCAACACUCCA
Molecule: messenger RNA, 1833 nt
Organism: Hipposideros armiger (great roundleaf bat)
Lineage: Eukaryota; Metazoa; Chordata; Mammalia; Chiroptera; Hipposideridae
Gene: RAB22A
Product: RAB22A, member RAS oncogene family
Exons: 7
Coding region: 292-876 (194 amino acids)
Molecular function (GO): GTP binding; GTPase activity
Source: RefSeq, a predicted model, not a curated record